Molecule: messenger RNA, 1947 nt
Organism: Diversispora eburnea
Lineage: Eukaryota; Fungi; Glomeromycota; Glomeromycetes; Diversisporales; Diversisporaceae
Source: the annotation of a GenBank genome assembly
AUGGAGCCUUCUUUACCCAAAUUAUCACUCGAGCCUCGUAUAGGAUCUGAACCAUAUGAUGUAUCGGAACCUAAUGGGAUUGAAACAUAUAAAUCUAAGUCAUCCCCCAGCGAUAACUUAAGAGAACAGGUUCGAAAAAUAUAUAACCAACGUACAUUUAAAAAUUUGACACUCGAUUCGUUGACAGAAGACGAAAAUGGUGAUUUAGAAAAGAUCGAAGAUAAAAAAGAGGAAAAAAUUAGUGAAAAAGAUGAACUUGCGGCUAUGAAGACUUCUAUUAUGCAAACCAUAAGACAAUCAAAUAAUGAAAUUGGGAUUGGAAUUGAUGUUUUAAAUUUGAUCUUAUCGGAUUAUCGAAAAGAUUUUAUUCAUAAUAAUCCACUUCCAGUCAGCCCUGGUAUAAUACAUAGUACAUAUCAUAGUUACUCCCAACCUACUAAACCUUUCAAGGUUCAGAAUCUUAAAUUGAUGUUGGGAAUGAAAAGAAAGCAACUCAAACAUUCGGCGGAAAUGUUAUUAAAUGCGGCUGCAAAACUUAAAGAUAUUGUUGUAAAAGAAGAAACGUUCUGGAAUGAAGCUUUAUCAUUGCGAGAGCAUCACUGGAGUAUGCGUCGUGGUGGUAAAGAAAAAAAUGCCGGACACCAGAUUUUUGUCGAUUAUGCUGGAUCAAAUUACUUAGAAAAUACACUUGCACAAAUAUCAAGAACACCUGAAGAAAGGCAAAUUGUAAUAUCUUUACCUCAAACACUUAAGAGGGCAGUUAAACUAAAGUUACAACAGAGAUCAAGUGAUUUUAAUGGAAGUACGCAGCUUGUACAAGAGAAUUCUUUACUUCAUUCAGAAGCAACGGAUGGUUCAAUUAUCCAUCAACAACUUGUGGCAGCUCAGAAAGCAAUUUUCGAAGCCGAUUUGAUUGAACAAAUGACACGAGAAGCACGUGCUAUGCCUAAUGUAACAUUAAUUGAAAAUGAAAUAUUCGUUCGGAUAUAUCAAGGAGUAGAUUUAAUUAUUCAAUGGGCCAAUAUUGAUACAAUAGAAAAGACAUCUUCAAUGAGUGAAACUUGGACUUCAGCACUCGAAAAGGGAACUUUCGAUGUAACAAUUUCACCAGAGUCUUCGACUUGUACUAUAUUGAAAUUGGUGAUGGAACUUUUGGUGAGGAAAUAUCAUAGAAGGCAUUUACGUAAACAACAGGAACGCAUAUUGUAUGGAACGAAGGCCGAGAUUGUUCACGCUUAUCUUCUGUCACAUGUUAUUCAUGUACUCAAAUAUCAUUUCUUUUGCGAACAUGUUCGGAAGAUCGUUAAUGAAGCGACAAGGGCUCUGAGAAACGGUGGUGUACCUUUACAAGUUCAUUUCAUUUCCAAUCUGGCUAAAGGAAAAGAUUUAAUUGAAGAUGUUUGGAAAAAAAUUGGAAAUGAGAAAGUUCCCUUGUUUACGGGCAUGAUUAUCGUAACAAUUGACCGCAGACAUAGCCUUCGAUUUACAUUAGAAUCACCGACAUCUGUGACAAUUCACCUUUCCAAUGGUGAUAUAAAAACCCGUGAUUUAAACCAAUUUCAAGAUUUACUUUACCGAGAAAUCAAUUUAUUUUUGCUUAAAGUUGUAUUUGAGCAAUUAAAUUAUUUGACAGGUCUAGAUAAUGUUUUUUUUGGUAAUAGUACUUGGUGUUUGGAUACAGCAAUGAUGAUUAUAUAUAGAAAUAUUUCACCAGUAUUAUCUGAAUCCACUUCUGAUGAUACAGACAACGAAGAAAAAUGGUCCAAAUCUUUUUGGAAACGUCCAAUUAAAGUGUCAAUUGUUGAUGGGUAUCCAUCUCCUGAUAAUUUGACUUUGAGGAUUGAUGCAGUUGGAAUUGAAAAAUGUCCAGAAUUGAUAAUUGGUAAAGAAAUUAAUGGAAAAGAAUAUAGAGAAAGAAUAUUUGAAUUUUUGAUCAACUUGGUUUAA